CAAAAAGUGAUAAAAAAAUUCAUCAAAAACCAACCGAAACCCCCAAAAAUAAUAAUUUCAUAAUAUCCCAAAAUUAAAAAUAAAAACAAAAACACAAGCACGUUGCCCAACAACGUCACUUUAUUGACACAAAACCUGAAAAAACAUCAACAAAAAAACUUCGCAAGAAUCCAUCAAACAGCUCAAAAUCGUGAACAGAACAAAAAUCAAUUAAAUAACAAUUCUUCAUGACAAUUUAUUCAAUAAGAAGUUGAAAAUUAAAUCAUGUCAAAAGAAAAUUGAAUCAUAAAAAUAUUUAUUUUCACACAAAAACAAAUUUGAGCGUGCCAGAAACACAGAAGAAGAAUAAAUUAUUUAAAGUCACGAAGAAGUGGAGAAAAUUGAGUGAGAAAAAAAUUAAUUUCAAAAAAUUAAUGAGAAAAGAAGUGAAUAAGUAUUUGUGCUGAUUUUAAGUGAAAUUUUGUGAAUUUUAAAAAUUUUGAAACUUUAAAAAAAUUUCAAAAGUACAAAAAUUCAAGUUUAUUUUUGAAAAAUUUCUGCCCAAUCAAACCAGUUUCCAAACAACUUGACAAAGCAAACAUCGAAAGCAAAAGCCUACAUCAAAAAAGAGUCUCAAGAGUUAAUAAAUCAAACAAAAAAAAAAUAAAUUAAAGAUUCAAAUCAAAAUAGUGAAAUAAGUCAAAGAAAGUGAAACAAAAAAGUUAUAUAAGAUCGCAAAAAAAAAUCAUUUUAUGGAUUAAUUAACCCACAAUGGACAGUCAAAAUAUGCUGUAGAUGCCAAAAAGACGAAAUUCAAGUGAAAAAUAAGAAGAAAUGUUCACCGACUUAUUGCUCUGCAUAAAGCUUUGAAAAAUUAUUACACAAAUUCAGAGACUUUUAUGCUUUUACAUCUGUUGAUACGACGAGAUCAUUAAGAGUCCAAAUGUUUCGUUUAUUGAUCAAUCGAGGCACAUUUUAGAUGCGGGUUAAAAUAAACAUCAAUUCCAAUUUUUUUUCUACGAAUCUCACUCUCGGGCACUAGAUGUUGAAAUGAUUAAUUGUAAAUUAUAUUCGCAAAUUAUAGCCCUGUGAGGAUGAAGAUGAUGAUGAUGAUGAUGAUGUACAUGGCCAAGUUCAAUGAAGUUCAACAAAGUGAAAUUUGCUAAGGCACAAACAUAAAGAAAUAAUAAUAGUAAGAAUAAAUCAAGUGUGGUUGCUGAGCAAUCACACCACACAAAAGAAUACAGCAAUUGACAAAUAGGAAGGGAAUCAAUUGAAGCUGAACAUUCAAUCAAUAUUUGUGUUGAAAAUACAACUUUUUUUAAGAAAAAAAUAUAUAAAAUAUAUGGGAUUAAAUUACACUCUCAUGCCGCAGCAGACAACAGUUAAAAUGACACACAAGCGAUGGAAUGCAGCACAUAGCAACAGAAAAGCAACAACGAUUCUCUUCCAACUUUUAAUUUUAAUCAAUUUCUUGGUAUUUGACGGCGUGAAUGCAAAGCUCAAUUUGUGUGAUGUCGAAACGGGACAGACGAAUAUUAUAUUGGAUAUUGAGGAGAGUCGUGGUGACGUAAUUGGACAACAAACAACGCCACCAGAACUGCCAAUUUUCGGUGAUCCAGAAACUGAGAUAUCAUUAGAAUUAGUAUUUCAAAAGACUGAGCCAAUUUUCUUGCUAAGCGGCAAGACACUGCAACUUUUGAAGCCUCUCGAUCGAGAUAAGGAUAAUUUAAGUCACAUAGUAUUUCAGAUAUCAUGCACAAUUCAAUCGACACGUCGUAAUCGAAACAUUCCGAUUAUCGUUCGUGUAUCUGAUGUUAAUGAUAAUCCGCCACUUUUUGUAAAUACGCCAUAUGAGACGACAGUACCUGAGUCAACUCCAAUUGGUACCACAAUAUUUCGCAAUAUUCUAGCGCAAGAUAAAGAUGCUGGUGUGAAUGGACUGGUUGAAUAUUUUCUCAUCGAUAGUUCAAAGAACCUUUUACAUUCGAACGAUACAGUAAAUGUUGCUGAUGGCAAUGGUGUAUUUGCUAUUUCUUAUCCACAUCAGGGACAAGUUACUGUUGCGAAGGCCUUGGAUUACGAACGAAUUCAACGAUAUUAUUUGACCAUUGUUGCAUCGGACCGAGCCCGCAACAGCAGUGAGCGACUCUCAGCAACAACAGUCCUCACAGUCAACAUUGCAGACUCGGACGACCUCGAUCCGUCAUUCAUUUAUCGCGGUUGCGUUAAUCUCGAUGGUGCAUGCAUUAAUCCCGAAUAUACAGCAACAGUUCCAAGUGGUACACUUCAAGGCGUUCUCAACAUUCAUCCCGAACGCAUUCAAGCCAUUGAUUUGGAUCAAAUAAGUGCACCUAUCAAGUACUCAUUCGUAAGCGGUGCGCCAAGCACAUACAAUGAAUAUUUUGAGAUUGACGAGCAGACAGGCAUUGUGAGGCAAAAGAAGUUGGUUGAUUCAUCAGUCACUGCACGACAAUUUGAUAUAACAAUUCAAGCUGAGGAGGUAUCUGAAGCGAAACGUUCAACGACAGCGCGUCUGACAAUUAAUGUGAAGCCUGUUGAUUCCUUUCCACCCGUCAUUAAUGCAUCGUCAAAUGAAGGCUUUGUGGAUGAGAACUCGCCAAAAGGCACAAAAGUUCUUGAUUUAAAUGGCAAACCCAUUAAGCUUAUAACAACUGACGCUGAUAUACCUGAAGAUGGUGAACAGCCAUCAUACACAUAUGAAUUGACAACACCAUCAUUUGUCAUAUCCAGUGACGGCAUUCUUCUCGUCAACGAUCCAAAUCUCGAUCGAGAUUCACCAAAUUUAUCAAAAUUACGCUUUCAAGUUGUCGCACGUGAAGUGAAAGGAAAUGCAGCAAGUUCACCCAUGUCCAUCACUGUCAAUUUGAAUGACAUUAAUGAUAAUACUCCAAAACUUGCACUAAUACCGCCCGUACAAAUUACAGCUGGCAAUGAACGUCGACUUAUUGCGAAAGCGAAUGCAACUGAUAAUGAUAGUGGUGAGAAUGCAGUCAUAACGUACACAAUACAUCAUGUGUCCAAUAAUGGAAUGAAAAAAUUCGGAAUUGAUAAAAGUACUGGUGAGAUUGAGGCUAUUGCAAGAGUUGUAGCUGGUGAACGAUACAGCAUAACUGUACAAGCAUCAGACAUUGGAAAUUUAUAUUCACAAGCGAUUGUUGAAGUCACAAUUAUACCCGGACCAAAUACAAAGCCACCAAAGUUCAUCAAAAAUGUCUACGAUGUUCAAGUUAGUGAAGGUGCUGACAUAAAUUCAACUGUUGCUGUUGUUAAGGCGGAAGAUCCAGAAAGUGAUCCAGUUCACUACACAAUUGUUAGUGGAAAUGACUUGAGGCAAUUCUCAAUUGGAACUGAAAGCGGUGUAAUUAGUGUCAUUCGUAAAUUAGAUCGAGAACAAAUCACUCGAUAUCAAUUGAUUGUUCGUGCUGACGAUAAUGGCGGAUUGUCGAGUUCAGCUACAAUAAAUAUUCGUGUAACUGAUAUAAAUGACAACAAUCCAAUAUUCGAUGAGUCAAUGAUGCCAUUUAAGUUUGAUGUUGAGGAAGGUAAGGCAAAUCAGAGUGUUGGCGUUGUGCAUGCACAUGAUAUUGAUGAAGGCGUUAAUGCAGAGAUUUCUUAUUCAUUGUCCGAUGAUAUUCCAUUUACAAUUGAUAAGAAGACGGGUGAGAUAAGAACAAAAGUGGAACUAGACUAUGAGAAAAUCAAGGAUUAUAAAUUUGUUGUUACGGCUAAGGAUAGUGCACCGGACUCGAGACUUGGAACUGCUAGUGUCACUGUGAAUAUAAAGGAUGUACCAGAUGAGGUUCCAAAAUUCACAGAAGCUUUAAUUGAAGUAAAAAUUCCAGAAAAUGCACCGGAUAUGACUAUUGCUACAGUUGUGGCUAAGGAUCCAGACACGAAACCUGAAAUCACUUAUGUCCUUAAAAAUGGACCUUCCGAACACUUUAAAAUUGAUCCAAAAACUGGAGUCAUCAGAACAGUUAAAGGCUUAGAUUAUGAAGAAGAGAAAAUGAUUGAAAUUAUAGUCGGAACUGCUGAAAAUCCAGGUCGUGGAGCAGGUGACAUUGUUAAAAUUAAAGUCAAUGUUGAAGACCGAAAUGACAAUCCACCGGUAUUUAUUUCCAUUCCUGAAUCAGUCACUAUCAAUGAUGAUCUUCCAAUUGGCUCAAAAGUCGGUGCAAUGCCAGCAGUUGACGGUGAUGGAACGUCACCAAGUAACUCAAUUCGCUAUGAAAUUGUUGGACGUGGUAAGGCACAGAAAUAUUUCCAAGUCGAUUCUGAUACCGGCGACAUUCUCUUGCGUGAUGAAUUGAAGAAAGAGGAAGACACCGAAUAUCAAGUGGAUGUACGUGCUUUUGACUUAGGCGAGCCACAAUUGAGUUCCGUAUCAUCAUUGCCGAUUUAUGUCAAGCAUGUUUUAAGCGAUCCGAUUCUUGAAUUUACCGAGCCACGUACAGACACUUCACCAAUAAUGAACCCAGAGUCAGUUGGAUUGGCAUUCAGCGACGAUGUUUAUACGAUCAGUGUGCCAGAGACUACUGGAAUUAACUCUACAUUAAAGCUCCUUCAAAUCAUUAACAGUAAGAAGGCAACGAAAAAUCGUGGCGGCUUUAAAUGUGAAAUAACAAAUGGAAAUGAAUGGAAUCUAUUUAAGACAAAUAUUGAAGAUCACUCAUGCGGUCUCGUAUUGAUAAAUUCAUUAGACUAUGAAAACAAGACGAGUCAUGAAAUUGGCAUUAAAUUAACAUCCACAAAGUACCUUGUCAAUCCACAAAAGAGCUUCUGUCAUGUUAAAAUCAUUGUUCAAGAUCAAAAUGAUAAUGCGCCAGUCUUCAAGUUUCCAAGUACCAAUCGUAAUGCACGAAAUGAUACAUUCUAUGGUAUCGUAAGUGUCGAUACUGAUAUUGAUACGCCAAUCAUGACGAUUAAGGCAAAUGAUGCUGACUCAGGUGUUUAUGGUUCGCUCAAAUAUCAAAUUUAUGACGAAGAUGAAUUCAAUUACAUUUCAAAAGAUGAGACACCAAGUUCAUACUUUACAAUAGCCGAAGAUACGGGAAUAUUAAAGACACAAAAGGCACUCAACUCUCGUCGACAUUCACAGCCAUUCAAGUUCAUUGUUGAAGUACGCGACAAUAAUGGCAAUGAGACGAUGCAAGGAGUGUCUGUUAAUCUUGCAAAGGCACGCAUUGUUAUCAAUACGAUUAGUGAUGCAAAUCGGAUGGCAUUGGUGUUUGCUGACUCGAGUCCAAAGGAAGUGAGGAGACAUGCGAGGGCAUUGGAAGACUUGUUGUAUGACAAGUCACCAAAUUUAUUGAUUGAGAUUGAAAAAUUCAGCAACCGGAGGACACAACUGGCAAAUGGAUCGAUUGUUGAACUUUCUGAUGCUACGGAUGUCUGGUUCUAUGCAAUUGAUCCACAAACUGAAAAUAUACUUGAAAGGAACAACACAGAAAUAUUCUCAAAUCUCAUGGAGCCGUCAGCACAAUCACAAAUUAAUUUAGAAGCAUCAGGCAUUGUUCAUGCAACAGCACAAGGCAUUACGGCACCGAUUGAAGUUCCACAUGUUCAUCAACAAAUUCCUAUUAAGAGGCUUACUGCCGGUCUAUUUCUAGACGAAGAAAUCUUUCCAUACGUUUUAAUCUUCAUCUCAGCUGUGAUAUUGAUUUUAGGCACAUCAGGCAUCAUUUAUAUCUGCAUUUCAUGGUCUCGUUAUAAGAAUUUCAAGCAACAAAUGAGGAAUUAUACAGCACCAACAAACCCACCGCCACGCUACGAUCCAGUUAUUCUCAAUUCACCGCCAAGUGAAGUGUCAUUGACGAAUCUCAAAGAAUAUGAAACACAAAUGCUCGGCAUGGCUGUGAAUGAGGAACAAGAAGAAAUGCAAAUUGAGUAUAGAUCAAAACAUCAUACAUUCGGUCUCGAUAAUAUGAGUUAUAUAAAGGAUCAAGGUCAAUCGAGUCCAACAAAUUCCGACACACCAACCGUUGUGAUUGGAACUCUGCAGAGAAAUAAUCGCAUUAAUUUACUUAAUAAUAUCAAUCAAAAGCAACAGAACUCAUUGAAUAAGACGAUUGAAAUGAAUCGGAAUAAUUAUGCGAAUCCGUUGAGUAUUGAUACUAAUUUUAAAGCUGGAACGACACUGACGCUGGGUAGAAUUAAGUCGGAGCGUAAUCAAAUUAUUAAUGGCUACGAUGACACGACACUAAAUCGCAACAAUUUAUCGCUGGCUCCAAAUAAUACUUUUAGCACAUUAGGUCGACCGAAUCGAUCGCAACAUAAUAAUCUCGCGAACAAUAAUCAUCAUUCAACAUUAAAUCGAAACCAUCGAUAUCAUGCUGACUUACCAAUCACAAAUCCCAUUUUUAAAAGACACCAAAGUUCAGAAAUGCUCAAUUGUGAAUCAAAUGACAACGUCUAUUUCGGAGGAAAUGGCAACAAACGAGCAAUAGAUCACUAUGCGCACUUGGGCUAUCCAUACAACAUUGAUAGAUCAGAACAAGAGACCACAACUGAGCUGUAAAUUUAAUUUAUUAUAAAUUUUUUUAUUAUUCAAAUCUCCUAAAAAAUAUUAAUAAAAUCGUGAUAAAUUAGAUGUAAAGGAAAUAUAAUAAAUUUUAUGUAUACAAUUGAAAUUGAGCUCACAUUACACAUUGCAAUGUGGCCAGAUACAAUCAAGUCAUUAGUCUCAUAUAUUCAUAAGACAAAUUUAAGAAAAUACCAAGAAAUUGAAAUAUGAAAUGAAUCGAUUAGUUAUUUUAAGAGAAAUUAGAGUUAUUAGCUUGUGCAAAAUGGAUGGACACUUUUAGAAUUUUUUUAUACAAAUUUAAUUUUUAAAGUUUUAAAUUUUUUGAGUUUAAAUAUUAUUUAGAUUUGCAAAAUUUAUCUCAGUACGAAAUCUUAGAAUUACAAAA
Chironomus riparius is the source of this 6911-nucleotide messenger RNA. NCBI's taxonomy places the organism in Eukaryota, Metazoa, Arthropoda, Insecta, Diptera, Chironomidae. The record is from the annotation of a GenBank genome assembly.